CACACACUAAGGGAGCUACAGCACGGGACGCACGGGGAGCAAGGGGACGAGCACUGUUGGCAGAUUGCACUGUGGAGUGAAUCGUUGGACUUGCCUGUCUAUUUCCACUGUAAAUAAAGUGCACUGUGGCAUUGCAGAGUCCUGCGUUUUGGGUCCUACUUUCCUCAUCCCCGCGGUCUGCGUGGCAGACCGUGACAAACACUGGCUGAUGAUGAAAUACAGUCGUGACAGAAUAAUCCUCAGUCCCACCAACCACCAUGGACCCAGCAGACUCAAGAGUCGCCACAGAGGGGGAUCGCUCACACAGCUGUGGGGUUACUGCCGGAGCGUAACCCAGGCUGUGGAUCCACACAAAAGCACAUACAGAUAGUGUUUUUUGAGAAUUACCUCUCCUCCACUACCUUCUCUGUGAGCUUUCUGGACAUUGCUAAACUAAUUCAAAUUGUAACUGGGCUGAGGGCAAGCUCCAGCUUCGAACUGUUUGGUUGGGCUGUCCGGGCAAGGAGGAUGCGGCUGCCUCCCUCGCAGCCCUUGCUGCCUGGUUUUUUCUUCAUAGGCGGAGAGUUUUCCCACCGCCGUUUGUUGCUCACCUAUUGGACCCUCCACUGCAGGGAAGACGGCGCCCUACUCCAUCUCCUCUCAUUCCCUCAAUGUCCUCUGUGUCGGCAGACUUAGGAUCGGCAGUGCUGGUAACCACAGUGAGUAAACCGGACUCUGUCAUCUUACUUAAUCCAGUCUCUCACGAACAGGAGGGGACAGGUCCCUUUAAUGCGGCCCCGCCAUCACGUAAGAGACGGCGUCGGCGUCAUCUUCGUCAAACCGAAGCUCACCUCACUCCUGUGGUUUCGGAAGAACCAGCUGACUCAGGACUAGCCGCACAAGGAGCCGCAGUGAGUGAGACGGACUCUGUGUUGUUAAUGACGUUUUUGUUAUGAAAACAGAGAUGGCUUCGUCUAAACCAGGGGACAGUGCCCAAUCAGUUAAAAAUAAAACUGGGCUCGCAAUGGAGGAUAAGCUUAAAGGGUCUGCAUUGCCAGAAAGUGGAGGUGGCCGGAAGCUAAUUCUGGGUCAUUUCUUAAUGUAAGGAGUAGUGAUGGCUGCUUUUCUGGUGCUGGAUGCGGAGCCUUGGUUUCUGAGCCAGUUAGCUCUGAGACAGUGAACUCUGUAGGCGCUGGUGCGGCAGCUAAAUGGACAGAGGCUGUUAAUUCCGAGUUACUGCACUGUGCUAAUAUGCAUCCUGAAACUGUUUUUGUGGCUGUUGGUUUGUUAAAGGACCCGGUGCUAGAACAUGAACCUGCCACUACAGGCAAUCAGGAGGCUGGGAUUCUCCCCAGGGCUUCCCCAGAGGCCGAACUGGAGACCUUAGUUGCCUCUGGCCCCCUGGACAUUGUAGAGCGAGCGGUAACAUUUUCCUCCUCUCAACCCUUCAUGUUUGCCAUAUCACCCUCUACUCAGUCUGCUGCCCAGCACGUAACUCAGUCUGCUGCCCAGCACGUAACUCAGUCUGCUGCCCAGCUAGAAACUCAGUCUGCUGCCCAGCUAGAAACUCAGUCUGCUGCCCAGCUAGAAACUCAGUCUUUAGUCCAGUCAGCCUCUCAUCUUCAUUCUCAGUUGGAGGUCGAUAUGCCUGCUGGACCAACUCUGCCAUCAUUUCACCCGUCUGUUGUUCCUGCAUCGCUGUCCAGUCUACCACGAGUAGCUGCCACACCAUCAUCACCUCCGCCCUCUGCAGCUACUUCUCCACCAGCGUCCCAUCGGACUGCAGCGAUCGCAGCACUCUCGGCUUCACCAUCCACAUCACCCGCUCAACCAUCAUCUUCACCACCUGCAGCUACCGCAUCACAGUCUUCACCUCCGGAUCAACCAUCUAUAGCCGCUCCGCAGCCAGAGGAGCAGCUCGGCGAGCGGGGGGAGCCCGCGUUGCAGCCGGAGGAGCAGCUCAGCGAGCGGGGGAGCCCGCGUUGCAGCCGGAGGAGCAGCUCAGCGAGCCGCAACAGGAGCUCAGCGAGCGGGGGGAGCCCGCGCCGCAGCCGGAGGAGCUCUGUGAGCCGGAGCGGGAACUCGGCGAGCGGGAGGAGCGGCCACCAUCGAGAGAGGGCGCGGUGGGCCGGAGAGGCGCGCACCGCCAUUGGAGGUCGGCGUGCCGGAUACAUCUCUACGGCCAGCGCGCCAUCCACGCCGUCCACGUCCAGCGCGUCGGGGAUCCUGGGCCUUUCAACUCUGUCGCCCGCCGGAGCUGCAACGCCGCUGCCACCGGACCCGUGGCCGCCCGCUGGGCUGCAACGCCGCCGCCACUGGACCCGUGGCCGCCCGCUGGAGCUGCAAUGCCGCCGCCACCGGCCCGUGGCCGCCCGCCGGAGCUGCAAUGCCGCCGCCACCGGGCCCGUGGCAGGCCACCGGAGUUGUCACACUGCCGCCACCGGGUCCGUGGCCGCCCACCGGAGCUGCAGCGCCGCCACCAUGGCACCCGUGGCAGGCCGCUUGAAGUAUUCUAUUGCUAUCAUGUGACCCGAGGUAGGCCACCGGAACUCUUGUGUUAUAGUUACUGGCCGCCUGAACUGUUUUUCUCCCGCCACGGUUUUGGGGGUUAUUGAACUGUUUUGUGCCUCCGCCGGAGUCGCGCAGUGGGACUAUGACUGUUGUUAUUAUCAUUAUUAUUAUUAUGUGGGGGCUGUGUCGUCUACUGUUCUGUCCAGUUGUAUGUAGAGUGUAUGUGUGCGUGUGUGUUUGCUUCUCCCUCUCUCUCUCCGGUCCUCGGGGCUGUUUACGGAAGUGCGCGCCGUGGGAGAGGCGUGUCCUGGCGACUGUCAUCAUUGGGAGUCCCUCUUCGCUGUGCCGGCCCACCUGCAGCUGAUUAUCUGACCAGCUGUUGGUAAUCAUCCCUCCCGGCUAGAAAGAGGUAUUUAACCUGGACUCGCGGCGACAGUCGACGUGGGAUUAUUACUCCUGACUGGAGAGUCGAGCGAAGAAGCGAGUUGGGGAGCACACACACUAAGGGAGCUACAGCACGGGACGCACGGGGAGCAAGGGGACGAGCACUGUUGGCAGAUUGCACUGUGGAGUGAAUCGUUGGACUUGCCUGUCUAUUUCCACUGUAAAUAAAGUGCACUGUGGCAUUGCA
Messenger RNA from Oreochromis niloticus (Nile tilapia), 3121 nucleotides. RefSeq names its product endochitinase A-like. The coding region runs from base 1231 to 2508 and encodes 425 amino acids. The record is from RefSeq and is a predicted model, not a curated record. NCBI's taxonomy places the organism in Eukaryota, Metazoa, Chordata, Actinopteri, Cichliformes, Cichlidae. The transcript has 2 exons.